GGAUGGAUGAAAGCGUAAGAGCAACAGGAAGUGCUGAAGAUGCUUCAUCUAGCAGGGUCGUCUAUGAUGAUCGAGGUGGUGGCGUCCAUGGCCCGAGGCCCAGUGUUUCUGGCCGGGGAGCUGAUGGAGUGUCUCAUAACAUUCACCAAUCCGAUGUCUCAUCUCUCUACAUCUGCGAGCAGUGAGAUGUUGGCGUGGGCCAGCGCCCAGAUCCACUGUCAGUUUCACGCCAGUGAGAACCGAGUAGCCCUGCCGGCCCGGGGCAACAAGCAGGACGUUCAGGCUGACAGCGACACCGUGCUUAUACCAAGCAGAGGAGAGCGAGGCCAGUGUGUGCUGGACACACCUCCGAAGAUAUUAUUCUGUGACCUGUGUCUGGACCCUGGGGAAAGUAAAACUUAUUCAUACAGCGAGGUGGUGCCCAUCGAUGGACCUCCCAGUUUCCGCGGCCAGGCAGUGAAAUAUGUCUACAAACUGACCAUCGGUUGUCAGAGGGUCAACUCUCCCAUCAAGCUUCUCCGGGUCCCCUUCAGGGUGCUGGUUCUGCAGGGCAUGCCAGAGCCUCCAUUUCCUCAGGAUGACGAGGUUUCCCCCUCAAACCCAUUUCUGGAGGAGGAGGAGGCGAGCCGCAGAGACGCUCGAACUUUGGAGAGGGCACUGGACAUGCUGAUGGUCACCACCUCCAGACGCUGCCCCCACAUGUUUAAUAUCACCAACUUGCGUGGAAAAGUGGCAAAGUUCUGCAUCUUCAAGACUGUUUACAGACUUGGGGAGGACAUCGUUGGUACUUUUAACUUCUCAGAAGGAGACAUUCCUUGCUUACAGUAUUCUGUGAGUCUUCAGAGUGAGGAGGAGAUCCAGGAGCAGUACCAGCGACGGCCCGGGCAGGCCAUCAGCGUGACUGGACACGGCCGACACCUGGAGUCCUGCCUCCACACCGCCUCCAGCCACUUCUCCCUCCCCGUCCCCCUCAACGUCACGCCGGGGUUCAGCACAGACAUAGUGACCCUGCGGUGGCGCCUGCACUUUGAGUUCGUCACCGCCCGUGAGCCUAUGGAGCCCCCCACAGUUCUGCAGAACCAAUCGGAGGUCACCGUUUGGGCGGGGGCGGAGCACGUCGACGUGGACACGUUCAGCUGGAAUCUGCCUAUCAAAGUGCUGCCGACGAACCCGGCUCUGGCGUCCUACGUGUCCCAGUUCACAGGGACAAACAGCAUUAAUAUUUGACUGUCACACUGCGUGCAUCAGGUCGGUUACUGGAAAGCAAUCGGGAAUGGGGUGUGUGUGUAUUUGUGUGUGUGUGUGUGGAAGGGAAAGGACGAUUGUUUUUCUUUAGAGGUGCACAUUCCCAGUGUACAUGCGACGCUAGUGGGUACCAUAUGUGAUUUAACCAGCUGUAUGUUUUACUUUUUUCAUUUUGAAAGUGCUUUCUAAUGUUUCAAGACUUGGGACAUCUUUUUAAAAGAAUGCAACUUUUUGACUUGUGUGUUUUUUAUUUUAAAUGCGUUUUGUGCAACGGCACACCAGCUUGUUCUCAUUACUGUAUAUGAAACCAGCAUACAAGACGUUUGUUCUGUAUUAGCAUUUUGCUUUGAGAUGUAAAAACUGCGAGAGAAGAAUUAAAACUGUGACCUUUAAUUU
Messenger RNA from Nematolebias whitei (Rio pearlfish), 1641 nucleotides. It is a transcript of the gene rgp1, whose product is annotated as GP1 homolog, RAB6A GEF complex partner 1. Bases 40 to 1227 code for a protein of 395 amino acids. The record is from RefSeq and is a predicted model, not a curated record. Gene Ontology annotation, cellular component: Golgi membrane; Ric1-Rgp1 guanyl-nucleotide exchange factor complex. Gene Ontology annotation, biological process: retrograde transport, endosome to Golgi. Lineage: Eukaryota; Metazoa; Chordata; Actinopteri; Cyprinodontiformes; Rivulidae. The transcript is spliced from 9 exons.